GAACACUAAAACUCUUUCUUCACAUUACACAUCAUGGCCCGUACCAAGCAAACCGCUCGCAAGUCUACCGGUGGCAAGGCCCCCCGUAAGCAGUUGGCCACCAAGGCUGCCCGCAAGUCUGCCCCCUCCACCGGUGGUGUCAAGAAGCCCCAUCGUUACAGACCCGGUACUGUCGCUCUCCGUGAAAUCCGUCGUUACCAGAAGUCCACUGAGCUCCUGAUCCGCAAGUUGCCUUUCCAGCGUCUUGUCCGCGAGAUUGCUCAGGACUUCAAGACUGACUUGCGUUUCCAGUCUUCCGCCAUUGGUGCCCUCCAGGAGGCUUCCGAGGCUUACUUGGUCUCUCUCUUUGAGGAUACCAACUUGGCUGCUAUCCACGCCAAGCGUGUCACUAUCCAGCCCAAGGAUAUCCAGUUGGCUCGUCGUCUCCGCGAAAGAGAUUCAACAAUCGAUGAAGAUUUGGGUAGACAGGAUUGUAUCAAUGGACUCGCACAAGAGGUCUUGGAAGUAUUUGAUAUUUGGCAGAUGGGAGAGGAAAAAUUGGGCUAUAUUACAUAA
Phycomyces blakesleeanus NRRL 1555(-) is the source of this 555-nucleotide messenger RNA. RefSeq lists its product as hypothetical. Gene Ontology annotation, molecular function: DNA binding; structural constituent of chromatin; protein heterodimerization activity. The record is from RefSeq and is a predicted model, not a curated record. The transcript is spliced from 3 exons. Lineage: Eukaryota; Fungi; Mucoromycota; Mucoromycetes; Mucorales; Phycomycetaceae. Gene Ontology annotation, cellular component: nucleosome. The coding region runs from base 34 to 555 and encodes 173 amino acids.